Monascus purpureus is the source of this 3978-nucleotide messenger RNA. Lineage: Eukaryota; Fungi; Ascomycota; Eurotiomycetes; Eurotiales; Aspergillaceae. The record is from the annotation of a GenBank genome assembly.
CCAUAUUCCACACAGAAGAGAUUACUGUAGAUCGUGUUGCCUGAGCCCUAUACUGGGGCUGCGCAAGGCUACGUCUCCAGUUGUGGCGUAGCGCGAAAUUCUGCCACCACUUACCGCUCUAUUUUGUUUUCCAGUUCUCUUUCGCUCCUCCUUCACCCGGAAGUUCCCCAACUUCUCGACUACCCCACCCCCGUCUCCGCAUUCGUCCCACCGGCUCCUCAUGUGGCUGUCGCUGGCGGACUGGAGAUGCUCUAGUAUGUAUUACCGCUGGCUCGCAAGUUUGCACUCAGCUCACACUGCUCGCUCAGUCUACCUUUUAGAAUCCAGUACCGGCCCGCCCGACUGAUGAUGAUCGCCCAAGCCCGGCAGCUUACGAUGACUAAACCCCCUUCACUGUGCGAGCGUACAGCACAUGAUGGAACCUUUUUUCAAUUCACCCGCGGCCGAUUCCUCACCGACGAAGCCAGUGAAUUGGCCAAGAGGUACAUCCGUUUUGACAUUGAUGAGCUCGCUCGCUUAGCUGUUCGGGCUGCAGAGGCUGCAAGUAAUGGGCCGCGAACAUGUAUCAGCAUUGAAAAAAUGGCAGAUGGAAUGCACAAUAAGGCUAUACGCUUCACAAUGGACAAUGGGUUCCAAGCAGUGGGCAAAGUUCCGAAUCCGAAUGCUGGGCUUCCGCACUUAACCACUGCCUCGGAAGUCGCUACUAUGGACUUCAUGAGCAACGUCCUCGGUACGCCAGUUCCCAAAGUUCUUUCGUGGAGUUCUUCGACCGACAAUCCUGUUGCGGCGGAGUACAUCCUAAUGGAGAAUGCACGCGGCGUACCACUGAGUAGCCUGUGGGACAAACUUGGCGCGCCGGUUAAGUUCAAGGUGCUUGAAAAAGUCGCCUCCUACCAGGAGCUCUGGUCCCAGGUUUGCUUUUCGCAGUAUGGGAGUCUGUACUACCGAAGCGACCUUGACCAGUCAAGUCCCAACCUCCAGUACACGGAUAAAGAUGGGAAUCACGCCGUCGAUGAGAGGUUCGCUGUUGGGCCUUCGGUGAGUCGGCCGAAUGUCGAUGAUGGCAGGGCAAAGUUGGAUUUUGACCGAGGCCCCUGGGAUACCGUAGACGCUUAUGAACGGGCAACUGGAGAGCGCGAAGCUUAUUGUAUCAAAAGUAUGGAGCAAUUGCCACGAUCGCCCAUUGCUAUUCAUUAUUCGGGGACGUACCAGCCGUCGCGCGAGACAAAGCUUUUCGCGAUCGAGAGCUACCUCAAAGUGGUAAAUUUCUUACUACCUGAGGAUGAGGACAUAUCAGCGUCCUGCAUCUGGCAUGAUGACUUGCAUGUCGAGAAUGUCUUUGUCAAUCCAGAGGAUCCAUCAGAGAUAUACGCCUUCAUUGAUUGGCAAUCUACAGAACUCGCCCCGCUAUACCAUCACACCAUCGAACCGUAUAUCCUAGACUACAAUGGCCCAGCACUCGAAGGCCUCCUCGACCGACCGAAGCUCGCCGACGUCAAAGCGCUGUUCCAGGAUGAACACGACCAAGCAGUCGCAACCCGCAAAGCGGAGUCCUUAUUUACUAGCAUGUCUCUGCUCGCGCUUUACAGAUAUCUGCUGCACAAAACGAUACCCCAGUUGUUCAAGGCUCUCGAGUUCCGGCAGACAGACUGCUUCGACUUACUUCUGUUCGCACGGAACCUUCUUGUCGACGGCGAAGCUACCUACCUCGGACUCUUAGCCAAGCAGCAAGAGGAGAAUUGGGCUGGUGUCCCGAGGAUAUCGAGGACUGGAACAAAGGCACCGCUUACGUUCUCGCACGAUGUUCUCCGGAAGAUCAAAUGUGAUAGCGCAGGCGCUUCGGCAGCGAUGGCGCUGAUGGGAGACGUGCAGCGCAUGAUUGGCAGCCAGUAUUUCCAGGCCCGGGGAUUGGUGAGCCACGCGCAAUUCGCGGAGCUCGAACGAAUUCUCCCCAAGGCGAGAGAUGACUUUGUGCGGGCGCAUGCGCGCAACGAGAAAGAAGAGCUGGAGCUCUCUCGCGCGUGGCCGUUCGAUUUACCGGAUCGCGGUGCGCAAAGAAACGCAACAGCUUGAACCACCAAGGUCAUCUCAAGUGACAAAAUUAGCCUUGGGUCAAGGCAUCACUGGAACCAGAGCUGCUCUCUACCAAUCUAGAUGAAACGAUAUGACAAUUGGCUCGCGCCUGAAUAACGGUGAGAAGGAACGUCAACAGAUACAAGCACCAUACAUCAACAAUGACAUUAUCAGCCACUCGUAGCCGAAUCAAUCUUCUCUAGAAUUGGAUCCGUACUUCCAUCAUUCCUCAUUGUUGACCACAAGCGAUGAAGGACUAUACACAUAGUCCAGCUCUAUUAGGGCGAUAAAUUCCUCCUUUGUCAUCUCCCUGCUGUCCAGGAGUUCUUUCUUCUCCUCCAUCUUCUCCAAGGCUUCAUCGUACUUAUCCAACUCGUUCACCUUCCGUUCUGCGAAUGCCUCAAGCUCAUCUGCGUUGUCAAAGUCUUUCUCACGUCUAGCCCACUUGUCAACCCCCAAAUGUCGGCGCAGUUGUACAAAAGGAAAGCUACGAUGGUUGUUAAAGCUGAAUGAGAGGAGCAUGUGCAGCCACAUGGCUCCUGAUGCUUGCGACCACUUGACAAGACUGGAUAGCUCUCUGUCUUCGUGUCCUGGCAGUUUUGCCUCCUCCUCCUCCAAGACACGUAUGAAGAUUUCUAGGUAUUUGAAGUACCGGGUUGGGAUCCUGGGCAGUUCAUCACCCUUGCAGUCCCAUGCGCUGUUGACAGGCCUGUCUUGAAGAAGCCACCACAGUGCCGAGCCAAACAACUGAGCAGGUCCAAUAUAAGAGCACUCGAGGUCCACUACUCCAACAACAGUGACAUCCUCCCUACCAUGGACAAUCAAAUUUGCUAACCUGAGAUCAUCGCAAAUCAGUUUAAACUUGCAAUGGUCAUACUUUUCAUUGACAAAGUCACGUAUCAGACUUUUAAGGACCUUGAACGCCACAAAUUUGCUUUUAGCAUCGUAAAAACCAACAACUGAGUUCGGCUGGUGAAUGAGCUGCUCCCAGUCCUGCCCAAUGACAUAUUGAAAAUACUCAGUCGUGGUUGCAAACCCCUGGGCUCGGUCACCUAGACAUGAUUUGCUUAGAUUUCAUCACAGCAUUGAGGAUGAGAAAGGAGAAGGCAUACCAAAAGUGUCAACUCCUCCAUUUUGUAGAAUGCUAUGUGCCUUGAAUGUUAGCGGCUGUGGGAGUGUAUGGCGUUGUGAUUCAGGCUGCAGGUAAGGCAGGCUGCUAAUCCAGUCAAAAUCAAGCUUGAAAAGCUGAAGAAGGAAGUUCGCCAAUUGCCUGUAGAUAGCCUCAACCUCACUAUCACUGAUAUCCUCCUUCAUGGCUCUGCUAGGGCUCUCGGCAUUGGGGUCCUGGAGGAGGUCGCUAAGGCUCACUCCAUCAAUGAAGUCCAUCAUGAUAAACGGCCCGAGACCAAGAGGGUUGCUCGCAGCGGGACCCCACACUUGGAUUUUCAGCACGGGAAUGGUAGUCCUGCUGCGGAUGAUACUCAGGGCCGUCACCUCCAUGGCAACUUUCUCGUCGGCGUAGUUGUCACUGACCAUUCCCUUCCGUGGGAAACGAACCAUCCAGGCGGUGGCAUCACUGAAGAUCAUCUUCAUGCCGGCAUUAAAUGAACCAUGAUGAAAGGUACCGUCAAGUUGACAAGUUUGUCAGGAUGGAAAGUUGACGCCCACUGGCAGAGACGGCCAGUUAUGUGGGUCUCAUUUAUUUUGUCAACCCAAAGCUGCCCUGCACCCCAUGCACGAGAUCGACAAGUGCAUUAGUGUCCAUCACGUCGGAAAAGGCUUCAAUAGUUGUGAAGUACCGAGGAACACGAUUUUGUAAGUUGCUGAGAUUGUCAAGAGAAAUUCGAGGUGGACGAGGGGGCUGUAGUGUUUUAUGAUCAGCCACGCAGAAGAUCUAAGUGCCCG